AGGAGGUGGUAAUAAUGUUAGAGGUGCAGAAGAAGAAAGGGAAAAUGGGUGUAGCGGUGUUGUACCACUACCCCUGCCCCGACGGCGCCUUUGCUGCUUUGGCCGCUCACCUUUACUUCUCCUCCCUCUCUACUUCUCCGCCGCCGCCUCUCUUCUUCAUCCCCAACACCGUCUACUCUCCACUUACGCCCCGAGACCUCCCUCUCUCUCAAAUCGAUUCUGUCUACCUCUUGGAUUUUGUCGGUCCUCCUGCUUUUCUUCAUCACCUUUCCUCUCUUGUUCGCCGUGUUAUUGUAUUGGAUCAUCACAAAACUGCACUUGAAAUGUUGGGUGCUGGGACUUGUGUUUCUGGAAAUGUGACCAAAGUGAUAGACAUGGAUAGGAGUGCGGCUACUAUUGCCUAUGAUUAUUUCAUGGAAAAGCUCGCCACCAGGGAUACCAAUAAUGCAGCUGUUGAUUACAGCACCUUAGACCAGGGAAUCUCUGAAUUCCGAAGACUCCGCCAACUCUUUCAAUACAUUGAAGACAGAGAUUUGUGGAGAUGGAAACUCCCUGACAGUAAGGCAUUUAGCAGUGGCUUUGAUGAUUUGAAGAUUGAAUUUGAUGUCAGAUCAAACCCAUCCUUGUUUGACCAGUUGCGCUCUUUGGAUCUUGAGUCUCUCAUAUCUCAAGGAAAGGUGACCAUAUCUCGGAAACAGAAAUUAAUAGAUGAUGCCCUUGAUCAGUCAUUUGUAAUAGCACUUGGUGGUGGAACAUUUGGACAUUGCCUGGCAGUAAAUGCGGAUGCUUUAUUUGAGCUGAGAAGCGAGCUUGGCAAUCAGUUGGCUAUUAAAAGUUUUGAAAUGAAGUUGAGGAGGAUUGGAGCUGUUGUAUACAAGGUACCUGAGCUUGAAAACGACCAAGUGUUGAAAAUCAGCCUAAGGAGUGUUGAUAUUGAGGAUACAACUCCUAUUUCUCAGGAAUUUGGUGGUGGUGGGCAUCGCAAUGCUAGUUCAUUCAUGUUAAAAUCUGCCGAGUUUGAGAAGUGGAAGGUUAUCAAUAGCACAAGUGAAUGCAUUUAAGCACAUCUGUUUCAGCCUUUGUUGGACUACUACCGUUGGGCAUUCUUCAGAUGUUACAACUCUACUGCUUAUGUUGUUUUUAGGGUUGUUGGCCAAGCAACAUGUGAAAGUGAUAUAGUGAGCUUGCACAAUAUUGAAAAGAUUAGAAGAAGGGCAAUUUA
Ipomoea nil (Japanese morning glory) is the source of this 1222-nucleotide messenger RNA. RefSeq lists its product as uncharacterized. NCBI's taxonomy places the organism in Eukaryota, Viridiplantae, Streptophyta, Magnoliopsida, Solanales, Convolvulaceae. Bases 15 to 1061 code for a protein of 348 amino acids. The transcript has 6 exons. The record is from RefSeq and is a predicted model, not a curated record.